CAACACCAUCGCAGCGACCCACUGAGCUGCCAUUGCGACGGAUCCUCUGUCUUUGCGCCGCUUUCUUUUUCACCAGUUGCCCGAGCGGUGACGGGCUUCCUCAGUCUGUUCCAUCAUGAAGUCGACAGCUGCCCUGGUGGGCCUCCUGAGCCUGACGAGCUCGGCCCUGGCUGAUCCGACAUGGCCCAAUGCCAUUGACGAGAUCGAGGAGAUCAUGACCCAACUCCAGUCGUUCCGCGCCCGCAAAUUCGCCGACACGGUGAGCCCGUGCUCCAACGAAGCCUCCGGGCCCGGCCGCCAGAACGCCGCCGAGUGGCUCCGGGUCGGCUUCCACGACAUGUCCACGGCCAACACGUACUUUGGCAUUGGAGGUCUCGAUGGCUCGCUGCAGUACGAGCUGGACAAUGGCGAGAAUACCGGGCCCGGCCACAGGACGACGCUCGAGUUCAUGGCCCCCUAUGUCUCUCCUCGGUCGACCCUGGCCGACCUCAUCGCCCUCGGCGUCUACACGUCUGUCCGCUCCUGCGGUGGCCCUGCCGUGCCGAUUCGCGUCGGCCGUAUCGAUGCCACCGGCAAGGGAGCGCCAGGUGUCCCCCAGCCGCAAAACUCCGUCGCCACGUUCAAGCAGCAGUUCGACCGCAUGGGCUUCAGCGUCGAGGAGAUGAUCCAGGUCACGGCCUGUGGCCACACUCUGGGCGGCGUCCACAACACCGAGUUCCCCGACAUUGUGCCCGCCGGAACUGGCCUCGACGGGGAAUCGGGUCUCGACACGAGCGAUGCCGUCUUUGACAACCUCGUUGUCACCGAGUAUCUCUCCGGCGAGACCAAGAACCCGCUUGUCGUAGGCCCGUCGAUCAAGAUUGACAAGAACUCCGACUUCAAGGUCUUCAACGCCGACGGCAACCAGACCAUGGAGGCCCUGGCUGAUGCAGAGACCUUCAAGUCCGUCUGCAAGACUGUCCUGCAAAAGAUGAUUGACGUCGUGCCCCCGAGCGUCAAGUUGACCGACCCCAUCGUCCCCUACAAGGUCAAGCCUGUCAACCUGCAGCUGACCCUGAUCAACGGCGGCAGCACCCUCCAGCUGACGGGCUUCAUCCGCGUCAAGACCACCGGCCUCGCCCAGGGCAGCAUAUCCAGCGUGUCCAUCACCUACAAGAACCGCAGGGGCACCACUGACUGCGGCCUGAGCACCUGUGUCGUCACCAGCACUGUUCAGGGCGCCAGCCAGGGCUUUGACGAUACCUUUGCCUUCUACCCCAUCUCGGCCAACAUCCUCGCCUCCUCGGGGAUCUCGUCCUUCACCGUGACUAUCAACAAUGCUGACGGCACCAAGGACAUCUACGACAACAAUGGCAACGAGUAUCCUGUCCAGGAUGCCAUCAUCUUCCAGUCUCCCCAAAGCUGUGUCCUCGGCUCCUCGGGUGCUUUGACUGCCGUGGCUGCUGUCCGCAACGACCGUCUCAGCCAGGGCGCGCAAGUCAAGGUCUGGUACAAGACGCCCCAGACAAACAGCCCCGUUCCUUUGCUGCAGAGCACGACCCUCGACCUCAAGAAGGGGCAGUGCGCCGGACCGUACACUCUGUUCAACGUCGACUACACCAUCGAAGGUGGCCUGGCGUACGAGGGAUACGUCGACGUCAUCAAUGGUGACCAGUCCGACAGCUUCAAGGCCCUGACCAGCGUUGGCGGUACCUGCCGUGCCUUUGCGAACCCAGCUGCCUGCGUUGGCGGAGAGGAUGAGGGAUCCGGCGGCACAACGGCCGUCACAAGCGUUCCAACCACGACCGAGGCUCUCCCUACUACUACGGAGCCUCCUGUCACUACUGGUCCUGUCACUGACCCCCCUGUUACUUCUCCUCCUGUCACGGAGCCUCCCACGACCACAGAGCCUGCGACGACGACGACGACGCCACCUCCUGUUCCCAGUCACCGCCCUGCAGUCGACGGAUAUGUCCUGGUUUCUUGCUGGACCGAGGGUGACGGUGUGCGUGCUCUGGCUGGCAACGCCUAUGCAAACGACUCGAUGACUCUGGAGACCUGCAGAGACUUUUGCAGCAACUAUGUCUACUGGGGCACAGAGUAUGGCCGCGAAUGCUACUGUGGCAACACCCUUGCCAAGAGCAGCGGAGAGGCUCCCCUUGAUGAGUGCAACAUGGUCUGCGCUGGUGAUGCCAGCGAGUACUGUGGUGCUGGCAACCGGCUCGAGCUGUACUCGACCACAGUCACCCAGCCUCCCACUCCCACUGGCACCCUGACCCACGAGCCCACUGUCGGCCCAUACACACUGGUGGGCUGCUGGACGGAAGGCUCAGGCGAUCGCGCCCUGGGCCAGAAGGCUACCAUUGACCCUGACAUGACCAACGAGGCCUGUGCCGAGUUCUGCUCCGACUUUAGGUACUUUGGCACGGAGUACGGCGACGAGUGCUACUGUGGUAGUUUCCUUGCUGGCUCGAGUGCAACCGCCCCCCUGGCCGACUGCAACAUGCCCUGCGCCGGCAACGAGUUUGAGUACUGCGGUGCCAGCAACCGUCUCGAGCUCUACAUCAACCCCAACGUCACUGGUGGAAACCCUGAGCAGCCCGCUGCCGCCGGCGACUUUGUGUUUGUCGGCUGCCAGACUGAGGGCAACGGCACCCGCGCCCUGACGGGCGCUGCCACCGCAACAGGCACCAUGACUGUUGAGGCAUGCGCUGAGUUUUGUGCCGACUUUACGUACUUUGGCACCGAGUACGGCAGCGAAUGCUACUGUGGCAACACUCUGGCGCCCUCGUCUCUCAAGGCGCCGGCGGCGGACUGCAACAUGCUGUGCAGCGGCAACGAGCUUGAGUACUGUGGCGCGGGCAACCGCCUCUCACUGUACACCAAGAAGCCCGAAGAGCUUACAGAGGAGGAUGAAUGAGGGUUUUCAUCUCCUUGAUUCUGAUAGAACAAGCUGGUGACGAGGGGGAUGAUGUUGUAUGCUUGUAGAUAUAUAAAGGCGGCGCCGAAG
Messenger RNA from Trichoderma reesei QM6a, 2989 nucleotides. RefSeq names its product carboxy terminal WSC domain-containing protein. Gene Ontology annotation, biological process: response to oxidative stress. Lineage: Eukaryota; Fungi; Ascomycota; Sordariomycetes; Hypocreales; Hypocreaceae. The coding region runs from base 116 to 2899 and encodes 927 amino acids. The transcript has 2 exons. The record is from RefSeq and is a predicted model, not a curated record. Gene Ontology annotation, cellular component: plasma membrane. Gene Ontology annotation, molecular function: peroxidase activity; heme binding.